Molecule: messenger RNA, 1139 nt
Organism: Plutella xylostella (diamondback moth)
Lineage: Eukaryota; Metazoa; Arthropoda; Insecta; Lepidoptera; Plutellidae
Gene: Mettl2
Product: methyltransferase-like protein
Molecular function (GO): tRNA (cytidine-N3)-methyltransferase activity
Source: RefSeq, a predicted model, not a curated record
UACAAACUUUCCGAGUUUGAGCUGGUUGGAAAAGAAUAUAAUACUUCAUUCAAAGUUAACAAAAAUACCUUCUCAUUAGAUUGUGUAAAGUUUGGUUUCAUAACAUACAUAAAUAAGUUAUAAAUGGAAGAGUCUUCUUCAGAUAGAAGGCCUCAGUUUGGCAACAGAUUCCUGGAAAAUGCUGAAGAAGUCUUCAAGCAUAAUGCGUGGGAUAAUGUCCAAUGGGACAGCGAGCAGGAAGAAGCUGCUAAACAGAAAGUUGAACAAAACUCACAGAUAACUAUUAAUGAAGACCAGCUGAAGAAUUUAGAAGAAAAUGCUGAUAAACAUUGGGAUGCCUUUUAUGAUAUUCAUCAAAACAGAUUUUUCAAAGACAGGCAUUGGUUGUUCACCGAGUUCCCAGAACUUGCCCCAGACAACACAUCAGCUCCAGUCAGAGUAUUCCCAGAGGUUGAGGGCAACAACACUUCAAAAACAAAUGAGGAUCCAAAAUCUGAAGGCACCAGACGCAACAUAUUUGAAAUUGGAUGCGGUGUUGGCAACACUAUAUUCCCGAUCCUCCAAUACAGUCAGGACCCCAACCUGUUUAUCUACGGCUGUGAUUUUUCAUCAACUGCAAUCAAUAUAAUGAAAGAGAAUCCAUUGUAUGACACAAACAGAUGCAAAGUGUUUGUCCUUGACGCUACGGCUACAGAUUGGGAAGUUCCUUUUGAAGAAAACUCUCUGGAUAUAGUUGUACUGAUCUUCGUAUUGUCAGCCAUUGAUCCUUCCAAAAUGCCGUCAGUCAUUAGCAAGAUCUACAGAUACCUAAAGCCUGGAGGGCUAGUUGUAUUCCGAGACUAUGGCCGCUACGACUUAGCUCAACUGCGAUUCAAGAAGGGGCGAUGCGUAGCUGACAAUUUCUAUGCAAGAGGAGACAACACUAUGGUUUACUUCUUCACUCAAGAGGAGGUAAAAGAUCUUUUUAAAGAAUUCAUUGAAGACCAGAAUCUUAUUGAUAGAAGACUCCAAGUGAAUAGGGGGAAAAUGUUGACCAUGUACCGAGUUUGGAUACAAGCUAAAUAUAGAAAGCCAAUAUAAUGGCGAUUUGUAAUAGGUAAGCCAUAAGCAAAUUAUAUAUUUUAAGAUUAACUGAAUUA